GAUAUACUCUUACCUCUACAAUAUAUAAAGUCAAAUAAUAAGCAUACAGCACUACUGGAGAAAGACGCUUGAGCUAAAGCCAACAAAGACAAAGUGAGCUUGUUUUCAGAGUCCCAAGAUGAAUCCAAAAGUGGUAAUACUGGUGACAGCGAUGGCCCUUCUCUGCCUUGCACCACUUGGGAGAGCAGAAGAGGAUAAAGAAGAAAAAAAAUCUGAUAAAGAGGGAGAGAAAGAGGAAGAUGAAGAGAAAAACGAUUCAGACGAAAGCUCAGAAGAGGAUUCAGAUGACGAUUCAGAUGACGAUUCAGAUGAUGAUGCUGGAGAUGAUAAGAAGAAGGACGAUGACAAGGCUGAUAAAAAAGAAAAGAAGGAGGCUCCUCUUAGAUAAGGGAAAUGAAAUCUAGAGUGAGAAAGAGGAAAAGGAGGCACAAGAUAAUGAUGAUGACCUCACUGACGAUGCUGAUAUAAGAUAUGACAUUGCACAUUUUAAGCUAAAAAUACAUUUAUGUCUUGAGAAUUAAUGUGUAACGUUAUAUUUUACUUUCAUGACAAAUUCAACAAUUAAAAACUUAAUAAAUAUUACAAUAACUAAA
Molecule: messenger RNA, 593 nt
Organism: Pseudophryne corroboree (corroboree frog)
Lineage: Eukaryota; Metazoa; Chordata; Amphibia; Anura; Myobatrachidae
Product: glutamic acid-rich protein-like
Exons: 4
Coding region: 119-388 (89 amino acids)
Source: RefSeq, a predicted model, not a curated record